This is a messenger RNA of Closterium sp. Yama58-4, 5055 nucleotides long. The record is from the annotation of a GenBank genome assembly. NCBI's taxonomy places the organism in Eukaryota, Viridiplantae, Streptophyta, Zygnematophyceae, Desmidiales, Closteriaceae.
AUGAUCCUACAGGGCAAGUUCUACGAGCUGUACGAGGUGGACGCUGAGGUGGGCCACAAGGAGCUCGACUGGAAGCUCACUGUCAGCGGCGUCGGCAAGUGCCGCCAGGUGGGAGUGCCCGAGAGUGGCAUAGAGGACGCCGUUCAGAAGCUCGUAGCCAGAGGCUACAAGGUGGGGCGCAUGGAGCAGCUGGAGAGCAGCGAGGAGGCCAAGGCGAAGAGGGGGCCAGGAGCGAUGGUGCAGCGCCAGCUCAUGCAGAUACUCUCCCCAGCAACCCUCACAGAGGGGUCGCUUAGGCCCGAAGCCGUGCAUUUGCUGGCAAUCAAAGAGCUGACAGCCCUGGCACCAGGCUCGGAGUUUCCAGAACCUAAAGCAGCGGUAGCUCGGCUAAAAUCAUAUGGCUUCGGAACCGCGCAAGAUUCCCCAGAGAAAGAGCCAUCCCAUGGGAGGGGGGCGGAUUCUCUAGUGCGGUUGCUGGUGGGAGGGGCAGAGGAGGAAGCAGAGGUAGCAGCAGCAGCUCUUGUGGCAUUGGGAAGCCAUCUGGAGCGACUCAAGUGGAGCCCGGCUGUGCUCGCCUCGCUCGCCCUGCGCCCCUACUCCGUCUUCUCGGGUUCGCUGCGUCUGGACGGCCAGACUCUCAGCAACCUGGAGCUGCUCAGCAACACGCACAAUGGCAGCACGCAGGGCACACUUCUGGGCUUUCUGGAUACAUGUGCCACGUCAGCAGGCAAGCGCCUUCUCCGCCGUUGGAUCUGCCACCCGCUGCGCUCCAUCCGUGAGAUCGAGCGCCGGCUGGACGCCGUCGAUGAGCUGGCGGGCUCGUCGCUCGCCACGUCAGCACUCUCAUCCGCCACGUCAGCAGCACACGCGCGGGGAGAAAUCCGGGCGGCGAUGAGGCGGUUGCCGGAUCUGGAGCGCCUGAUUGGUCGAAUGAGAUUGAUGGGGGCACAGGCUAAAGGCGGGGGAGGAGGGGGUGGAGAGGGAGAAGUUGGAAAUGAAGGGAAUUGGGCGAGGGCCAGAGGGAGGGUGGAUGGGAGAGGAGGGUCAGGAGGAGGGGAUGUGGAAUGGGGGGGGUUAAGUGGUGCUUUGGAGGCGUUGCCUGGACCAAUGGCGGAACAGCUGCUGAGAAAGCAGGUCUCCCAGUUCUGUGCUGCAGUGCGAGGGGUGCGAGCAGCCCUGCUCUUCCUCGACUCCCUCCGCACUGGAACUCUCACUGGAGAGCCCGUCGCCUUCCGUUCUGCCAUCCUACGGGGAGGGAGCACGUUCCAUGCGCGGGGCCUGUGGCACCCGUUUGCUGUGGGCGCCGGUGGUGGUGUGGUGGUUCCCAACGACCUGCUCCUGGGGGGCGCGCCUGACAGCUCCUUAUCAGGAAUAUCACAACCAGCCGCAGAAGCAGGAGUGCAUGCGCGUACAAUGCUGCUGACAGGGCCCAACAUGGGGGGGAAGUCCACUCUGCUACGCGCUACCUGUGUCGCUGUCAUCAUGGCUCAGAUGGGAUGCUACACGCCCUGCUCCUCCCUCGUGCUCUCCCCUGCUGACGUCAUCUUCACAAGACUCGGCGCAUCUGAUCGAAUCAUCUCCGGGGAGAGUACGUUCAUGGUGGAGUGCAGGGAGGCAGCAGCAGUACUGCGGUGUGCCACAAAGGACUCUCUUGUCAUUCUGGACGAGCUGGGCAGGGGCACGUCCACCUUCGAUGGAUACGCCAUCGCACAUGCGGUGUUGAACUACCUCACCUCGCGCCUUGACUGCCGGCUUCUAUUCGCCACACACUACCAUCCCCUCACAUCCGAGUUUGCGGGCCAUCCACAAAUCAUGCUGCGACACAUGGCAUGCCAAGUGCAGGCACACAAGGGCGGCGAUGGGGAAGAGGACGAAGAGCUUGUCUUCUUGUACAAGUUGCAAUCUGGUGCCUGUCCGAAAAGCUAUGGGUUAAAAGUAGCUUCUAUGGCUGGGAUUCCAUCUCGCGUGGUGGCGAAUGCAGCACGAGCAGCUUCGGCUCUUGAGCAUGAGCUGAGCGAUAAGUUUGACAAUCCCGAGCCGAUUGCAGCAAGCACAUUGCUUGAUCUGGAGCGUUCAUGGGUGCACACGCUGCAAGGAGUCACUGCCUCUGGUGCUUGCAGUGGCGAAGUGCCUGAUGAGGAUAUGUUUGAGACCCUUGCAAUUGCGAGUACUCUCUAUGGACUAUGGGAGUCGAGCCCUGAAGUUCCGUCCAUGCCACUGGUUGACUUGAGACUUGCACUGGCAUUGCUCCCGUCUCUCCUUUUUGGAGUUGGAAUUGGAGUUCUAAUCAGCCCAACUCUUCCUCACUGGAUUCAGCUACUCGGGUUACUGAUUCUGCUUCUUUUCGUUGUACAUAAGACGUAUGCACGAGCACGAAGGUCAUGGAAGAAAGAGUCAGAAAGAAAGAGGGUUGCACAUACUGCUGCUGCCGAGGGACUUCUGCCUGUGUCAUUUGUGAUCCCAGACGAAUCGGGCCAGCAGCAAGUUAUGUUUGACGUUCCAGAAUCAUGUGAGGGAGCGAAUUUCCUUUCAGUGGUUGGAUGUGAGAUUUCGCAGUUCUUCAACCGCCACUGGAAGUGGAUGCAGCAUUAUUUGAGCGAUUCAGGAAAUCAGCUUUUUUCGCACAUCCACCAGGUGGCAAUGCCAUUUCUCUACACGCUUGUUCUUUGGUCUCUUUUCAUGGCUGUUCAGUGGGGUCUUAGUCAAGCUAGCCGCUGCUCCUCGUCCUUCUUCCAGCUGUGGGGGUCGCAGCUAUUCGUCUGCAUUGCUGCUGCAGUUAGCACUGUUCAAGGACAGCUGCGCAUGCACCCUACAACAUGCAGGCCUACGUCUCUGAGCCCAAACCUUGUUCGACUUUUCUCAUCAGGCUCCCGCAUUUCCCGCUUUUUUAAGAUCUCAGUGAUCAUGGCAUGUGCUGGAGCUAUGGCUGGGAUGGUGGGCAUUGGAGGAGCACUUAUUUUCAACCCAUAUCUCCUUAGUCUCGGCCUUCACCCACAGAUCUUGGCCUCGACAAGUGUUUUCAUGAUCCUUUUCAGCAGCAGUGCCAUCAGCAUCUCGUUCUUCUUCCAUGGUUUUCUGAACACUAGCUAUGCAGCUGUGUUUGCUCCUGUGGCAUUCCUUGGGUCGCUAGUUGGAGUCUUCGUUGUUGGGAAAAUUGUGAGAAACACAGGUCGUUCAUCCAUUAUUAUCUUCAUUCUGGCCAUCUUGAUUGGUCUAGGAGGAGUUUUGGUAACCAUUACCGAAGCGCACGACCUUGAUCUAAAACGCAAAUUCGCGGAAAUCCCGAACCGCUAUGACUUGGACUCUCCAACGACCAAGCGCCUUCGCGGCGUGCGGCAACGCUCGUGGGGCAAGUGGGUUUGCGAGAUCCGCGAGCCGCGCACGCGCGCGCGCGUCUGGCUGGGAUCGUACAGCACCGCGGAGGAGGCCGCGCGCGUCUACGACACCGCCGCACUGAUGCUGCACGGCGCGAGCGGCGCGGAGCGCCGACUCAACUUCCCCGAGGCUCUUCAAGCGGACGGGGGAAUCCGCCCUGUUAUAGUGUCGCGCACUAUAGCGGAAGGUCUGCUCCGCGUCGUCAACGCUCUGACACUUUCGCAGCAGUCGGCACAGUCGCCAUCCCAACAAGAAGAUUCGAGCAAUCCAUCCUGUACUAGUGAUAUGAUGGUUGAUGCCUCUACCGCUGCUGGGGGAACCAGUGCCAGCCGCUCUACUGGCGCCACCGCAUCUGUCCCCACGGUUCACGCUAGCCCCACGUUUACCGGCGAGUGGGUGCGGCUCGAGGUUUCCGGCUCCAACGUCGUCUUCUCCGAUUGCGCGAGCCCUGGGAUCGCUACCACCGCCAUUCCCGCCGCCGGUCGCGGCGGCGUCUUUCCAGACGCGUCGUCCGUCAAAUCCCCGACGGCGAACGGCCAGAUCUCGCCGAAACGCGCCGUCCCCGCUCCAUAUGCCACCGCCGCCGCCGAUCCAAGCGCCGCCGCUGGCGUGUCUGGCGUUGCGUCAACAACCGCGUCGCAAGUUGCGCCCGAGAUGGAUUUCGUCAGCAGCCGCGUCGCGGCGCCUGCAGGUUCCUUCUCCGCUGCCCUCUCGCUCUUCUCCGACGCGCCUCCCACCUUUUCCGCCGGUCCCCCAAUAAUCGUGCCCUCCCGCCGUUCCUCCGCCCUAUCUCUCCCCGGAAGCCCUAUGAGCGGAAUGGGGCACAGCCCGACGCGCUUCCUCUCCCCCGCCCGCUCGCCGCUGCACUCCCCGCAGUUCCCCGGCCCGUCGUUUGGCGGCUCCCGCGCCUUCCCCGCAACCACCGCCCCUUCCUCCCCGCGCGCGACUAGCGCCUCAGCUUCUUCCGUAAUGCCCGCGUUCGCGGCUUCCGCCGCUCCCGCCGCUUCCGCCGAUUACGCUGGCGGGGCGGAUCUCUCUCGCGCACUGCUCGCGCACCCCACCUUCGCGCACCUAUGCGCGCAACUGUCCCCCGAGCCCACCGAGAUCCUCGCUGCUGAUGAUAUCCCAGCUUCCACUGCGGGUCAGAUGACCACUGGUAAUUCCGCCAUAGACUUCCCUCCCGUAUCUUCAACAGCUGCUUCCGCAUCCCCUGCUCUCGCUGCUUCCCCCGCUUUCCCCCCCAGCAACAACAGCAGCAAUUCCGCAGUUCCAGUUUCCGACAGCGCGUGCAUGGAGUACACCUCUUUCGCCCCGUUUUUCACUGAGCUGGCACAGGAGGACAGCGAUAUUGUUAACUGCAGAUCUAGUAACGCGGAUAGAAACAGCAUGGACACGUCAUCUCCUACAGCUAAGGGGGCGCCCUUGCAGCAGCCCCCAAGCGUCUCCCCCCAGGCUCCUCUUGACCUGCCCAGUUUCUCCUCUCAACCGCUUCUCAAUCUGCCCAGCUUUUCCAAGGCAGCGCCGGACCAAACAGGCUCUCUGCCUCGACUGCCGAGCCUGCCAGGGGAGUUCCCGUCGCUGCCGAGCCUGCCGGCAGAGUUCCCAACGCUGCCGAGUUUAGACUGGAAGGAAAUUGAGGAGUGCCUGGGGAAGCCAGAGGAAUCAGUGCUCACUAGCUGA